AAAUUCAAAUGUGAAUUCUUCAAAUACUCAAAUUCACCGACCAAAAGUUUAGUUUAUUACUAAAUAACAAUUUAAUAUCGGAUUAUACAUUUUGAGUAAGGUCUUCUAAAUUCUAGGGAGAAGUAUCUUUUUGAGACAUUUCAAAGAUAAUUUACUUUUUCUAUCCUUGUUUUUUCAAAAUAAACAUGUGAACAUCAUGGGAUUAACUGAUAAAUUAGAAAGGGGAUGAUUCUUCGAAAACAGUAAAAUCUGUAGUCCUGAAUUAUGAUUAUUGUAAUACAGACUUUGGUUUUCUUUCGGGAGUCGCUAUUUGCCGUAUUUGAUCGUGUUUUUCGUCCCUAUAUCAAGCAUUUUGCUUUGACAUUCAAUAGAAACAACAAUGUUUCCGACGACGAAGAGUCUGAAGAUCACGUGUUUGCUGAAUAUGAUGAUGAGAAAGGUGUCAUUUUCUGCCCUCCCAUGUAUGCACAAAGAUAUGCAGCAGUCAGUGACUGUCUUAUGGAUGAACGAUGGUGCGGGAAGUUAGAAAAGGUAGUUGAUCUUGGAUACCAUGAUAUGAGUUUUAUAAAAUACUUGAGGGAUGUACCUGGUGUCAAACAAAUACUAGGUGUGGAUAUAGAGAGUUUUCCCCUGCGAUGUUCAUCAGAUCUUUUUGGCAGUGAUGAGUAUGCACCUAAAAGAGAAACACCACUCCAUAUUUCACUUUUUCAAGGCAAUGCUGCUGACCCAGAUUACAGGCUUAUUGGUAGUGAUGCUGUGAUUGCUAUAGAGAUGAUUGAGCACAUGUACCCUCAUGACUUGGAAAGGCUGGUCCACACCAUCUUUGGCUUUAUUAAACCCUGGAUAGCUGUAAUUACAACACCCAAUGGUGAUUUUAACCCAUUAUUCAAAUCCCUUGAGAAGAAUGGUUUCAGAAGAUUGGACCACUUUUUUGAAUGGUCUAGGGAACAAUUUCAUGAUUGGUGCAGCAACAUUGUCGUACGAUAUCCUAAUUAUACUGUAUCCUGUAGGGGGGUAGGUCCAGGCCCUCCGGAUACUUUGCGUUACGGCUGUUGCAGUCAAUUGGCACUUUUUGUUUCUAAAGACUAUCACAAACAACGAGAUCUGAACCUGAACAGUCUGGCUUUGGUUGCGAAAGCGCCAUCAACAAAUAAUGAGAUUCAAGCGUUGGAUUUCCCAGACAGUGAUUGUAAUAUGUUAUGUUCACCGAAAAAAUUAAAUUGCACGACAUUACAAGUAAAGAAGUUCUCUAAGAAAACCCAACAUCUAAUGGCAAAAAACAAGAUGCACUCAUUAGAACAUACAAAAGAGGUUGUAGAUGAAAUCAGACAUUUGACGAGAAUGCUGAACUUCAACAACGACUCCAGGGUACAAGCAGAAGGAGAUCACACUUGGCACAACAUAAAUUGGGGUGAAAAUGCGCCAUAUUGGAAUCAGUAUUAUCAACUGGUCAAGGAAUAUACUUAUCCGUUUGAGCCGAAAUCAGAAGAGUGCCGCAUUCUUGAUUUAAUAUCGGAUGAGAUCAAUCGCGUUGUUGACAUGCAAUGCGAUGAAGACAUGGAUGUGAAUAAGGUUGAAAUUCCUAUACAUCAUCUUAUGAGGGUAGUCCAGCACAUUACAGAUGACGUCGAUAGAGUCAAGGAUCUGUUGGAGUGGAAUGGCUAUGAGAUUGCUGGUGAUGUCGUGAUUUACUCUCGAUUGACUAUUGACACUGUAUCAGUCAACUCUCACGAAAACGAGUGGCCCGACAACGAAACAUUCUCUGAUGUAAACAAAUGGUUUAUAGGACAGCCUACUAGUUAGAAACUUUCAGCUUUUAUUGAAACUAGAAAUCUUAGAAAUAUUACCAUUAAAACAUAGUAACUAAGUUAUUUGUUAGCAUAAUAGCUUUUUUACUUAAACAGUUGUAGAUUUAGACUUUAUUGCAAGUGUUUAGCGUUCAUUUCAUAUAGAUAUUGAAGAUAUUAUAAAUAUAUCUUCAAAAUCUUACCCAUAUUUUCCGUCUGAAAUAUCAAGGUUUGUAAUAUGUUAUAUGAUUUCUAGUAUAUUAGUAUUUUGAGUACGGUUUUUAAACUCGAAUUAAGCAAGACUGGUGAAAAGACUGUCAUCACAGUUUUGUAAAAGUUUAAGUACAUAUUUUUGUCUUUGUUAUGCGAGUGUUAUUUUUUUAAUUAUUAAAGUUUAUAAAUCCU
This is a messenger RNA of Diatraea saccharalis (sugarcane borer), 2192 nucleotides long. Lineage: Eukaryota; Metazoa; Arthropoda; Insecta; Lepidoptera; Crambidae. The record is from the annotation of a GenBank genome assembly.